Molecule: messenger RNA, 1964 nt
Organism: Prinia subflava (tawny-flanked prinia)
Lineage: Eukaryota; Metazoa; Chordata; Aves; Passeriformes; Cisticolidae
Gene: SOCS7
Product: suppressor of cytokine signaling 7
Exons: 10
Coding region: 16-1803 (595 amino acids)
Biological process (GO): phosphatidylinositol phosphate biosynthetic process; intracellular signal transduction
Cellular component (GO): phosphatidylinositol 3-kinase complex
Molecular function (GO): 1-phosphatidylinositol-3-kinase regulator activity
Source: RefSeq, a predicted model, not a curated record
GCGGCGGCCGUAGCCAUGCAGCGCGACGGGGACGCGGCGGCCGCCGCCGCCGCCUCGUACCGUGUGCUCAGCCGCCUGCUGGGCUACGGCGCCGCGCCGGAGGCGGGCGCGGGGCCGGGCGGCGCCGGUGCCGGUGCGGCGGGCGCGGGGCCCGGCGGAGCGGGGCGGCUGCCGGGGGCCGGGCCGGCGCUGCGCAGCCCGCGGCCGCAGCUGAUGGUUUUCCGCAACGCUGCGGCCGAGGGCCGGCCCGGCGAUGAUUGCGGCCCGGUACCGGCGGUGGCAGCGGCGGCGGCGGCGGGCGGGGGGGUCCCGGGGGGCGGCGGCGGCGGGGCCGAGCUGUGCCCGCGGCACCGCUGCGCGCUGGAGCCCAAAGCGGCGGCGGGCUGGGGAGCGGCGGCGCAGAGCGGGCUGGAGCUGCAGCUGGCGGCGCUGGGGCUGCGCCCGCCGGGGCUGGCGGCCAAGGGGGCGGCGGGGGCGGCGGGGACCCCCUGCCCGUGCCUGGGGCCGCCCGCCGGGGAGGAGACCAGCGAUGCGCUGCUGGUGCUCGAAGCGCUGGAGCCCGACGAGGGCGGCAGCGGCUCCGAGGAUGAGCCGGGAUCCCCCGGGCGCACCCGCAGAGCGGCGGCGGUGGCGGCAGCAUCAGCAGCCCCCGGCCCCGCUCCGCCGCCCGCGGGCACCGGCGCCGGCCCCGGCGGCAGGAAGGGCUCGCUCCGCAUCCGCCUCAGCCGCCUCUUCCGCACCAAGAGCUGCAGCGGCGGCUCGGCCGCCGGGGACGCCGCCAGCGCCGCCGCCUCGGCCGGGAGCCUCACGGAUGUGUGCGGGGCCCGCGGGCGGGAGCAGGAGCCGGGCAGGAAACACAGACUGACGAGAACCCAAAGUGCCUUUUCCCCGGUUGUGUUCAGCCCCCUCUUCACGGGUGAGACGGUGUCGCUGGUGGACGUGGACAUUUCCCAGCGGGGGCUCAGCUCCCCUCACCCUCCGACCCCGCCGCCGCCGCCGCGCCGGAGCCUCAGCCUGCUCGAUGAUUUCAGUGGGACUCUGCCUCCGGCCGUGCUCGUGGCUCCCUUGGGCUCUUCCCUGCAAUCCUUCCCUCUGCCUCCGCCUCCUCCGCCCCACGCCCCAGACGCCUUUCCCCGGGCCGUGUCCCUGCGCCCGGCCGAGCCCCCGGCGCAGCCCCCGCUCCCGCAGUGUCCCCUGGCCCGGCCUGACCCCAGCAGCUUCGCCGCCAGCCUGAGGGAGCUGGAGAAGUGCGGGUGGUACUGGGGCCCCAUGAACUGGGAGGACGCGGAGAUGAAGCUGAAGGGGAAGGCGGACGGCUCCUUCCUGGUGCGGGACAGCUCCGACCCGCGCUACAUCCUGAGCCUGAGCUUCCGCUCGCAGGGCAUCACGCACCACACGCGCAUGGAGCACUACCGCGGGACCUUCAGCCUGUGGUGCCACCCCAAGUUCGAGGACCGCUGCCAGUCCGUGGUGGAGUUCAUCAAGAGAGCCAUCAUGCACUCCAAGAACGGCAAAUUCCUCUACUUCCUGCGCUCCCGCGUGCCAGGUCUGCCCCCGACGCCGGUGCAGCUCCUGUACCCCGUGUCCAGGUUCAGCAACGUCAAAUCCCUGCAGCACCUCUGCCGCUUCCGCAUCCGGCAGCUGGUGCGGAUCGACCACAUCCCGGAGCUGCCGCUGCCCAAGCCCCUGAUCUCCUACAUCCGCAAGUUCUACUACUACGACCCGCAGGAGGAGCAGUACCUGUCCCUCAAGGAGGCGCAGCUCAUCUCCAGACACAAGCAGGAGCCCGAAUCCUCCACGUAGCGGAGCCGCCCCGGCGUGACGGAAUUUGGUUGUUGCCCUCCUGCCGAGGCGGGGAGGAGGCCGAGCCCCUGCUGCUCCUGCUGCUCCUGCUGCUGCUCUUUUCCCUGGAGGAGAGGGCCCAGAAUUCCCGGGAAAGCCAGAAUUCCCAGGAAAGCCAGCAU